AUGAUUAUCGAUAAACAAACAGAUAGUCUCAUCAUUUGUGAUCAUCGUAACAAAAGGGUAGUUCGAUGGCCUCAUCAAAAUGGUACAAAUGGAGAAACAAUCAUUUCAAAUAUUGGAUGUUUGGGCUUGACUAUGGACGAUGAUGGCUUUCUCUAUAUUGCUAAUUACGAAAAAGAUGAAGUUCAACGAUAUCGGAUCGGAGAUAAUCAAGGAACAGUAGUUGCAGGUGGACAUGGACAAGUAAAUGGUCUGAAUCAAUUGUCUAAUACAAGAUACGUUGUCGUCGAUCGAGAACAUUCAAUUUACAUAUCAGAUUAUAACAAUCAUCGUGUGAUGAAGUGGGUAAAAGAUGCGAAACAAGGCAUUGUUGUGGCUGGCGGUCAAGGUGAAGGGAAUAGUCUUACACAAUUAUUGAAUCCUUGUGAAAUGGUCGUUGAUCAAUCAGGUACUAUCUUUGUGGCUGACAGUGGGAAUCAUAGAAUAAUGCGUUGGUCCCAAGAAGCCACACAGGGAAGUAUCAUCGUUGGUGGAAAUGGUCAAGGAAAUCAAUCGAAUCAACUCUCUUAUCCCAUCGGUUUGUCAUUUGAUCGAGAUGAUAAUCUCUAUGUGAGUGAUCAAAAAAAUCAUCGAGUACAAAAGUUCAAGACUGAUCGAAGUUAA
This is a messenger RNA of Rotaria sordida, 660 nucleotides long. The record is from the annotation of a GenBank genome assembly. NCBI's taxonomy places the organism in Eukaryota, Metazoa, Rotifera, Eurotatoria, Philodinida, Philodinidae.